AUGCCUCCCAAAAAGCACAGAGGAGCGAAAGCUGGUGCGAUCCUGAGUGGUAUCUCACGUGCUGGCCCAGGGGAGGCAGAUAUCGGGAGCAUGGUGCCACAGGAUGCGUCCAACCUCUCCAGAAACCACGGGGAGUUACUUCAAUGCCUAUCCGCCGUCUCAUCCAACAUGCUGGGAAUAUACUGCCACAUGUGCUGCGACGCGAUCCAACCUGGAUUCCAACAUCAGUGCAUCAACUGCUACGCUCUCAUUUGCGAACAGUUCGUUCCUCGAAGCAGCGGUUGCAUUGUUCAUGGAUCUGUAGUGUGCAGCAGGGAGGAGUUCCUGUGCCCUAUUUGUGCAAGGACCGGAAACAAGAAGGAUUCUCCUUUGCCGUACGUGUAUUCUGGCUUUGGGAGGCGAAAAAAAGUGAAGAUGGAAUGGCCGAUGUGCCUCGUGAACCUUAAUGCGGAGUCGUUGGAGGAAGGCUACCUGGUAACGACCACCAAGGUUGAAUUAAUCAAUCACUACAAGUCACAGGCAUCAAAUGUCCGUGGAGCUGACAUUCUUUUUGUUGUCCCCCGCCAAAUGGAAUGCCGUCAGAUUGGGAAGGAUGCCCCUGCAUUGCGUGCCUUCGGCUACGAGUUCAAGAUGUGCGGAACAAGCGGAUGCGAUUCAGGGCUAAAAGGAAUACAGGUCUACAAUCAGAAGGAGAAAAUCCGGGUUCGGUGUACUUCGUGCCACUGGAAGUCUGCGUGGGCAAGGAACGAUGAGGACAACGAGUACUUUAAGAGGGUGAACGCACUCGCCGCGCCUCAAAUAUUCUGGCACCAUUUCCCCCCCUCAAAAGAACUUCAACAGUUCUUCAUCAAACUCAAGCCACGUGAACCAGAAGGAACAAGCAAAGGGAAGAAGGAUGGAGACAAAGAGGGGGGGGAUACCAGAACACCGCAUUUCAGCCGCUGGAAGAUGCGCAGAUGCUAG
Molecule: messenger RNA, 963 nt
Organism: Suillus fuscotomentosus
Lineage: Eukaryota; Fungi; Basidiomycota; Agaricomycetes; Boletales; Suillaceae
Exons: 2
Coding region: 1-963 (320 amino acids)
Source: RefSeq, a predicted model, not a curated record